AUGCCUCUACCCCAAUUGCUUGUUGGCAAAGUGGCCGCCAUCACUGGUGGUCUCACCGGCAUUGGACGAGCAAUUGCCCUCGAGUACAUCCGACACGGCGCAAAGGUCGCAAUUAGCCACCUAGGUGGACCGAAGGAAGACGACCUGCUAGAAGCUAUGAAAAAAGAUGUGAACGAGAUCGAAGAAGGCGCAGCCAAGACCCGGUUUAUCACAGUUUCGGGUGAUAUCUCUCAACCCGAGACAGGGAAGAACUUCGUUGCGCAGACCGUCGAGGCGUUCGGACGACUAGACGUGUUUGUGAGCAAUGCGGGGGUUUGUCAAUUUGCGGAAUUUCUUGAACUCGAGCCUUCUCUCCUAAAUCACACCAUCUCAACCAACCUUUCAGGGGCCUUCUUCGCGACACAAGCCGCUGCCCGACAAAUGGCAUUAGUUCAGUCUCCGCCUGGUGGUUCGAUUAUUGGUAUCAGUUCAAUCUCAGCGCUGGUCGGCGGUGGUGAACAGACACAUUAUACACCUACUAAGGCCGGUGUUCUCAGUUUGAUGCAGUCGUGUGCAGUGGCAUUAGGCAAAUACGGGAUUCGAUGCAAUGCCUUGCUGCCGGGGACCAUUCGUACACAGCUGAAUGAUGCGGAUAUGGCUGAUCCGGAGAAGAGAAAAUAUAUGGAAGGACGUAUUCCGUUGGGCAGAUUGGGUCAGCCACCGGAUUUGGCUGGACCCGCGGUUUUCUUGGCUUGUGAUGAGUUGAGUAGUUAUGUGACUGGCGCGCAGCUUUUAGUUGAUGGUGGACUCUUUGUUAAUUUACAGUAA
Molecule: messenger RNA, 807 nt
Organism: Penicillium odoratum
Lineage: Eukaryota; Fungi; Ascomycota; Eurotiomycetes; Eurotiales; Aspergillaceae
Product: SDR family NAD(P)-dependent oxidoreductase
Exons: 4
Coding region: 1-807 (268 amino acids)
Molecular function (GO): oxidoreductase activity, acting on the CH-OH group of donors, NAD or NADP as acceptor
Source: RefSeq, a predicted model, not a curated record